Ceratina calcarata is the source of this 1051-nucleotide messenger RNA. Its product is annotated as SRR1-like protein. The record is from RefSeq and is a predicted model, not a curated record. Lineage: Eukaryota; Metazoa; Arthropoda; Insecta; Hymenoptera; Apidae. The transcript has 2 exons. Bases 182 to 1030 code for a protein of 282 amino acids. Gene Ontology annotation, cellular component: nucleus; cytoplasm.
UUGCGCGUGUGCAAUAAAAAUGACUUAUUUACGAUUUUCAAAUUACGAACGCAGAUGUAGAUGAUAGUGAUUCUGUGCCGCGUGAUCUGUAUAUACAAUGCGUGUAUACAUAUAUAUAUGUGUAUACAUGUACGUAUCUGUAUUAGUAGUUUGAUAGGUUCGAACAAUAUUCAUAAUUAAAAUGCGGGAUAACGAAGAAUUUAAGCUCGUAAUUCAUCGAAAAAAACGAACAUCUCGCGCACGAACUAAUUGUCUGUCGAACGUAACAUCGCUUGAUAACGAGAGAAACGACGAUUCCAACAUCAAUUGUGAAACACUUCUUGGAAAACUCCUCGAAGCAGAAGGUGAACUAGAGAAUUCGUCGUUUCUCGAUAAUCUUCUUCAUGAUUUGGAUGAUUCGUUGGCUGCCUUAAACGUGAACGGAAUUCCUGAUAUAUUGUGCUAUGGUUUGGGGCAGUUCUCUAGUCGCAAAUCCUCGAAAUACCAAUUGGCAUUGCUUCUCCGUUUGAAAAAAUAUUAUAAGUCUCAGGUUUACGUGUACGAUCCAGUUUUCUCUUCGGCGGAGAUUGAACUAUUGAAAAGAUUUGAUUGUAACACGAUAAAAGUUAACGAAGAAGGGAAACGUGUAGUACGCGACAAUAUCACAUUGGUAUACAUGCCACAUUGCUCUAUACACUUGAUCAACAAUUUCCUGUAUGCAAAUUGGUGCGAGCAGUUGCGCAAGUGUAUUUUAUUAACGAAUAGUUUUUCAAUCGUGGCUGACAAUACAAAGAGAACGAACAGAACCAAUCCUAUCGACUACAUCUUGCGUAUUCAACCGUACGUUACGGAAACAGUUUUAAGAAAUGACUUCGUUCAUGAAGAAGCAUUUAACGACUUGAAUAUUCAUACGUUUCUCGAGCAAAAUAUCGGUACGCUUCCCGAGAGUUUUUGGAACGAACGAACCGAGCCGUGUUAUCAAGAUGCUGAAACCGACUAUUUAACAGCUAAACAAACCGAGAAAAUAGACGCGGCAGAUAAAGCAUUGUGAAUAAUAGAUCGCCCAUCGUUU